UCUACCAUCAAUCAUGUGGUUUUCUCUGCGUCUUGGCCUCGUUUCGCUGGCUCUUUUCCACACUUUUUGUGGGUCGCUUGCCUCCGCCGCAAGUGGUUCGGCCACUGAAAAACUGAUGGCUGUGGAGGAGAAGCUCCUGGCGCAAAUGGUGGACUACAGCAGUGUGCUCCAGAAACAGAUCAGCUUGAUGCGUCGCUACAUUUCAUUGAUGAGAGUGAAACACGAGCAAGCGGCGCCCGACUGGGAGCAGUACCUGGCCAAUCCCCUGCACAGCUACUCCCUGAUCCACCACACGCACUUCGACUGGACCAAUUGGCGGCGGCUCAUGGAGCAGCCCCUGGGCAGAGAGCAACUGUCCAAGAUGCGCGCACUGAUGCCACAAAUUCCAAGAGCUGAAUACUUGAAUGCCAAGCAAGACCUCAUCCACGAACCCCGGGCUGGAGUUCAGUUUGAGUAAGUCCAAGAAAUCAAUCAAGUUAGGCCAGAGAGAGUCCUAAUCCACACUCGAUAUUCCGAUAGUCCGUUGGAGUCCUUGGAGCUGGCUCUGUUCGCAUACGACAAGGAUCGCGCCGAUCUCGCCGAGCAGUGGCUGAAUGUGACCCUCAGCGGCUACCAGCAGUUGAGUCCCAGCAAGAAGGAACUCUACCAGGUGCUGAGAGUGGUCGAGGAGAGCCAAGUGCAGGCGCUGUAUGAAAAGGUCAAGGCACUCAACAAAAAUCAAUCAUCAAAGGAAAUUUUUUAAGUUUUCAUUUUUAUUGUUGCUUUAUUUAUUCCAAUUGUCUAUUAGUUGCA
This is a messenger RNA of Drosophila obscura, 792 nucleotides long. RefSeq lists its product as uncharacterized. Gene Ontology annotation, molecular function: procollagen-proline 4-dioxygenase activity. The record is from RefSeq and is a predicted model, not a curated record. Gene Ontology annotation, cellular component: endoplasmic reticulum. NCBI's taxonomy places the organism in Eukaryota, Metazoa, Arthropoda, Insecta, Diptera, Drosophilidae. The transcript is spliced from 3 exons.